Molecule: messenger RNA, 582 nt
Organism: Nematostella vectensis (starlet sea anemone)
Lineage: Eukaryota; Metazoa; Cnidaria; Anthozoa; Actiniaria; Edwardsiidae
Exons: 2
Coding region: 91-534 (147 amino acids)
Source: RefSeq, a predicted model, not a curated record
UUUAUACUCGUUCGUUAGAGUCGUGUUGUAGCGGUAUUGUGGUGGGGUAUCAAAACCGGAAUUGUGUGAUUGCUUGUCCAUCUAGUUUCUAUGAACAGCACGCUUUAUAUUGAUGCUAAUCCGGUGAUCGUCUAUUGGACAAAACCGUUUGACAUAACGCAAAACACAAGAGCGGAUAAUGAUUCUAUCAAACUACAUUUAGAACCAGUCAGAAUAUUAAGCCAAACACUUCUGGCGGACUCACUCACUCAAUUGUCAUCGAACCAAAGCCAGCGCUUUCGUGCUAUCGGUGAAUCUCUGACUUGCCGUGAUUGCUAUAGCCGAGACUCCCAAGAAGACUGUGACUCCCAAGCCAAUGAUAAGUCCAUCGCUUGCGCCGGGUCCACGGACGUCUGCAUGUACUCUAAGGAUGAAAACUUGCACGUACGGGGAUGUCUGCCUCUACAGGACUUCGCUAACAAGAAGGAUUUCUGCGAUGAUCACCCCAAUCUCUGCACCAUCCGAGCAUGCGAUCAGAGCAUGUGCUGGGCCUGAGAUGUAGAAUUAUUUUGCUCGUGCUAUUGAAUAAAGGAAGUACGAAAA